This is a messenger RNA of Lutzomyia longipalpis, 10875 nucleotides long. RefSeq names its product laminin subunit alpha-1 (gene wb). Bases 273 to 10184 code for a protein of 3303 amino acids. The record is from RefSeq and is a predicted model, not a curated record. The transcript has 18 exons. NCBI's taxonomy places the organism in Eukaryota, Metazoa, Arthropoda, Insecta, Diptera, Psychodidae.
UGAUCAAAUUGCGAUCUCGAUCUUGCACGAGACUUUAGUCUUCACUUGGCCGUUGCGGGAAGCGAACGUCUUCUUCGUGCUUCUUUUUCUUCAUCCGUAGUUUAUAAUCAUAGCGAUUUGUGUGAUCUCCCCAGAAGCCGGUCCCUUUGAAAUUGAAAUGGAAGAUGUGUUGUUUUGUUAAGAAAAAAAUAAUAUAGAAAUAAGGAGAAAAAAAAAGAAAAAUUAUUCACACCUCAAAAUUGGAAAGUUAAAAGGCCACAUCCAAAUAUAGAAUGUGUUGCAGAAUGUUCUUUUGGAUGGAUGUGUUCAUUGUGCUUGUUGGUGUUUUUGUGUGUUUUUCAUUGGGUGCCAAAUAUCAUCAUGAACGUCAUCAAAUUAUGCGUGGGGUGGAUUAUCAUUACGAGAGUGUCGGUGAAUUAGCCAGUAGUAGCAGUUGGAUUAAACAAAGACAUGACAAUGAUCAGAAAUCGGAGAAGGGUCAACGACAAAGGCACAACAAACAUGCCCUUCGACUGCUAACCCCCAUGUCGGAAAAGAAGUUAUGGGGUGGAGGAUUGUGGCCUUCAGUAUUUAAUGUUGCCCUCAAGGCAUCAAUUGCUGUUAAUGCAACGUGUGGUCAGAAUGGACGUGAAGAAUACUGUAAACUUGUUGAUGCUCAUCCACUUCGGGCUCGAGGAUCUCAGUGUGGCAUUUGCGAUGAUAAAAGUCCCGACCAGGAAAAGAGGCAUCCAAUUGUUCAUGCAAUUGAUAAAACUGACAAAUGGUGGCAAAGCCCAACAAUAAGUAAUGGCUUACAGUAUGAACAUGUAACAAUUACGCUGGAUCUUGGGCAGCUGUACCAAGUGCUGUACCUCAUGAUUAGAUCUGGAAUUUCCCCGAGACCUGCUGCAUGGAUAUGGGAGAGAUCCCUCGAUGGGGAAAAGUACACCCCAUGGCAAUAUUUUGCCUCUUCAUCGCAUGAAUGUGAACGUUUAUUCGGCAUGCGAGGUCACACGGGGAAGUAUAUUUUCAAGAAGGAUACCGAAGUUAUUUGCUCCACUCAAUUUGGAAAAGUGCUCCCAUUGGAAAGUGGGGAGAUACACGUUUCCCUAAUCAAUGGGCGUCCAGGGGCAAAUUCAUCAUCAGCGGAAAUUCUGGAAUUCUCAAUGGCUCGCUAUGUACGGAUAAAAUUUAUUAAAAUGCAUUCACUGAUUAAAAAUGGACCAGUGGAAUGGCUUCUGGAUGAACAAGCAAUGGCCAAGAGGAGUUUCUAUUCUGUCAAAUCAAUUCGCAUUGGCGGACGGUGUGUUUGUUCUGGACAUGCAAAGGAAUGUCGCAAUAUCACUCCGGGGAAUGCUCAAUGUGAAUGCCAGCACAACACCUGUGGUGCCAAUUGCGACGAAUGCUGCCCACUCUUCAACCAGCAGCCCUACCGCCCGGGGAAUGCCACCCACGCAAAUGAGUGUGAGAUGUGUCAGUGCCACGGUCAUGCGACUUCAUGUCGAUACAAUUCGGAUGUUCAUCAGAAAGGUCUCAGUGUGAAUGUUCUUGGAGAAAUCUCCGGUGGUGGCGAAUGCCUGGACUGUCAGCACUUCACAACCGGGGUUAAUUGCGAAAAAUGUCUCCCAGGAUACUACAGGCCACACCAAACGCAGCCCGAUGCUCCAAUCCCAUGCCUCCCAUGCGAUUGCCACCCCCUGGGUGCAGUUGAGAGCUGCAACCCGAAUGGAGGGGCAUGCGUGUGCCGUGAAGGAUUCACCGGACCAAAGUGUGAUCGCUGUGAACAAGGAUAUCAAGGGGAGAAUUGCACGAAAUGUCGUUGCGAUGUAAGGGGCACAAUGCCAGGGGGUGAAUGUGAAUCCCACUGCCAGUGCAAAUUGCAUGUGGAGGGUGAAAAAUGCGAUAAAUGUGCUCCUGGAUAUUUUUCCUUGAGCUCCACAAAUCCCGAAGGAUGCCUCAAGUGUUUCUGUUCAGGUGUUGGGGUGUCCUGUGUAACCAGCACUAUCGAUACUGAGAUCACUUCCUCUCCGGAGGAAUGGAAGAUGACUGAUCUCUCUCAGUCAAUUACAGCCUAUCCAGCAAGGGACAAUACCACAGGACAUUUGUAUUUCGGCCUCUAUGAGAUGCCGGAAGUUGAGAGCGUCUACUGGGUGGCACCGGAAGUGUACUGUGGCAACCUCCUCUCCAGCUAUGGAUCGCGAUUUAUCGUCUCAAUCGCCUGGGUUAUUGUGCGUGGUGAUACAAGUGGGAAACCAACAUCAGGACCAAGUAUAAUAAUUGUGGGGAGCAAUGGGAUGAAAAUUGCCUUUGGUGAUGAAAUCUUCGAGGACUCCAAUACAACUCUUGAGAUUUUUCUCAAAGAAGACGGUUGGUACCAUGUCCCGAGGAGUGUUAAGGAUAUCGUUACACGACUCAGGAGGACGGAGUACAGAGGAGAUCCCGUGACAAGAGCUCAAUUUAUGUCUGUUCUCAGUCAUGUUCAGAGCAUCCUCAUUCGAGGGACAUUCCACACAGAUCAGGUUGAGAGUGUCCUCGAGGCUGCAACUCUCUUCAGCGGGGAAACAAUCCUUAGCGAUCAGAGUCUUGUGGAGAUGUGUGAGUGCCCAAUUGGCUACAAAGGAACCUCAUGUGAAGCAUGCGCAUUUGGAUUUGCACGAAUCCUGGAGGAUUCAUCGACUCAUGAAAAAUUGGGCAAAUGCAUCCCAUGUGAUUGCAACAGUCACGCCGAGACGUGUGACAUUGAUACAGGAAGAUGUUCGCAGUGCCUCCACAACACUUCCGGUGAUCGCUGUGAUCGAUGCUCGGUGGGCUUCUAUGGGAAUCCAUUGGCGGGAAAUGUGGAUGACUGUAAACGAUGUGCAUGCCCUCUCGAAGACACCAGCAACAACUUCUCGCCAAGUUGCCAACUCAAAGCUCCCGACAGUCAACCGCUUAUAAAUUUCGUUUCAAUGGACGGGGAGGAUUUUAUUGAUUUAACCAACAUUUCCACCACGCAGGACUACAUUUGUACGCAAUGCCCACCAGGCUACAUCGGGGAUCACUGUGAAAAAUGCGAUGAUGGCUUCUACGGGGAGCCCACAGUGGUUGGCGGAAGUUGUCUUCCUUGUCCCUGCUCCGGAGGUCCUUGUCAUCCACUUACAGGAAAAUGCAUUAUUUGCUAUGGAAACACCGAAGGCUGGCAAUGCGAAAGAUGCAAACCUGGCUACUGGGGUGAUCCAGAAUUAGGUUGUGACCUAUGUGAGUGCUACCAAAAUGGCUCCAUCAGCAACAUUUGCGAUCCUGUGUCGGGUCAGUGUAUAUGCAACAGUCGUUUUCGUGACUUGAGGUGCGAUAAAUGUGCUGAUGGCUAUGGCGAUGUUUCACAGAACUGUCCAGCAUGCCUGUGCAACAAGAAUGGUUCUCUAUCGGGCAUUUGUGACCACAUAACAGGUCAAUGUACCUGCAAAAAUGGCGUUGAAGGACACAAGUGUGAUCAGUGCAUGGAAACAUAUUAUGGUUUUGGCGAAAAUGGCUGUCAAGAAUGUCUCUGCAAUCGUCAUGGUUCAGCCCACUUGCGUUGCAAUGCCGCCACAGGGCAGUGCAUAUGCAAGCUUCAUGUUACGGGCAAGGCGUGCGAUCGUUGCGAAGACGGAUUCUACGACUUGGAUGUAGGAUGUCGUCCAUGUGAAUGCAACGAAAUCGGCAGCAGUAGCAGUAUAUGCAACAUUUACUCUGGUGAAUGUCAGUGCAAGAAAGGAGUUACAGGACGACUGUGUGAUACCUGCCAGGAUGAUAACUACGGAUUCUCCGUCCAUGGUUGCAAAAAAUGCGACAACUGCCCAAGUUCUGGGUACAUUUGCGAUAAGGAAACAGGACGAUGUAUUUGCCCGCACCUAACCAAAGGAGCUGAAUGCAAUCAAUGUGUUGCAAAUGCAUGGGGUUGGCAGCAUCGAAUCGGCUGUCGUGCCUGUGAAUGCGACAAGUUAGGAUCAAUUGGGCAAUCAUGUGAUGCUGCAAAUGGUCAAUGCGCCUGCCGCGAAGGCUUCUCCGGGAGGAAUUGCAAUCAGUGCUCACUUGGCUAUUUUGGCUACCCCAACUGUACGCGGUGCAAUUGUGACGUGAGGGGUUCCAUACGAAAGGCAUGGCUUGAGACAAUUGAGUGCGACCAUCUGGGGCAGUGCCCGUGCAAAGAACUCGUGACUGGUCUCAAGUGCGAUCAGUGUCGUCAGGCAACUUUUGGUCUGUCGGCACGCAACCACGAUGGAUGCACUCGUUGCUACUGCUUCGGGCGCUCACAGGAAUGUCAGCAGGGUCAACUGUCUUGGGGACAAAUACGCCAAAGUGGUUCCCGAAACCUCAGUGUUGAGUACAUCACGCCCUUCCAUCCAUCCGCCCGGGACUACGACUAUGUGGUUGUGGUGCAAAUGGAGGGAUCACAAAUUCACAAGGAAGAUGCAAAAAUUGAGAAAAUUAGUCGCAUCAGCCUCAUUCCAAGCUCAACGGGGAAUGUCUCCAUUGGAGCCUAUUCGAAGUUUCACAAUCCCCUCUAUUUCCAACUACCACCGACAUUUUUUGGUGAUCAAACACGAAGCUAUGGGGGAUUCCUCAAGUUCACCCUAACAACCGAUGGAUGCGACACGAGGUUGAGUGAAGAGAUCCUCGGGAAUUAUCCUCUGGUGCAGAUACAUUCUCAUAAAAAUUUUGUAAUUGAAUACUUUGGUCAGGAGAUCUACGACACAUCACCAAAUGUAACAUUCAGUGUUCCUAUAAAUGAAAGAUUCUGGCUUUAUCGACACUUCAGCUAUGAUUACAAUGUAACGCGGGGCAUGAUGAUGACUGCUCUGCAGAACAUAAAACAUAUUUUCGUGCGUGGCACAACAUGGGCUGAUUUCACGCAAGUCGUGAUAAGCAACAUAAGUCUCGACACAGGCAUCUUCCUGGCAGGAUCAACCAAUAACAUCGCCCUGGGAGUUGAAAUAUGCAAAUGCCCGAAAGAGUAUGAUGGAUUUUCAUGCCAGGACCCAUCCAAUGGACACUAUCGAUGGAGGAAUGUUACAGAUGUUGAAAUAAGUAGAAAUCUCGAGGAAAUUGUUGGCUACUCCGUGCCCUGUAGCUGUAGUGGACGAAGUGAGACGUGUGAUCGGGAGACAGGAGUUUGUUCUAAUUGUCGUGACAACACCGGAGGACGUCACUGCGAGGUCUGCGCAGAAGGCUACUACGGGAAUGCCAAUUCAGAUCUCGGCUGCUUAGCAUGCCCUUGCCCGGAGACAAAGAAGAACUUUGCAAGAGGAUGCCAAGUACUGAAUAAUGUUGUGAGCUGCAUAUGCAAGCCAGGAUACACAGGUCCUCGUUGCGAGCGCUGCCUUCCAGGCUUCUACGGAUCUCCCGACAGCGACGAAGGUUUCUGUGAGGCUUGCAAUUGCAACCUCGAAGGAAUCGUGUCAAGUGAUUGCAACCAGGAGACCGGGCAGUGUGACUGUCGCCCAGGGAUUUUCGGAAGACGCUGUGAUCAAUGCGAAGAGCCUCGUCAUGUAAUUCAGAGUGGGAAGUGUCGUCUCUGUGAUAACUGUACGCUAACCCUCCUGGAUGCAACGGAUGAACUCAAGCCUCUCCUCAAAAUGCUCGAUGAUCACAUUUCUUCCGUUGAGAUCACAGCUCCCUGGGAGACGGUUGAGGACUUUGAAAAUGAGAGUGACGAUUUAAUAGACGAACUGGAGAAACGUGAAAAACGGAUGCAAGUCCUUGAGCGAUUCAAUGAUACGCGUUUCGAUAAAAUGGCCUCAAGGGCUAACAAUUUAUUCAAUCGUGGCGUGAAGCUGUCGUCAAAGACGGAGAAGAGAAGACACAGCGCUGAGACACUGAAAAGCGACGCAGAAACUCUUCUUGAGCUUGCCAAUGCCCUCGAAGAGAAGAUUGAGGGGACAAUUGAUGAGCUUCUCCUUUACGGAUCACAUGAUCAUCACACCAAUCUCCCAUUAGCCCUAAGUGAGGCUUCGGGAUAUUUGGGGAAAAUCAAAGAUAAUAAUAUUCUUGGAAAUUCCGUUGAUGGCAAUGAGAUCCCAUGUUGGCGGCAACAGUACAAUGAAUGGUCUGACCUGUCCAAAAUAGCAAAGAAACAGCUCAAGAAAUUGAAUAAUUUCAAAGACAAUUUAAUUGAUUUUGGAAGGAGAAUCGAUAAUUUUAUGGAUAUUUAUGAAAAUACAACAAACAACAUUGAAAAAUCUCAAGAUCUCAUUGAAGAUUCCACUGAAAUUCUCGAAGGAUUAACAGAGAAAUACAAUAAAAUCCUCGCGCUAAAGGAUGAAGUUGCAAAGUAUCCUUAUCUCAAUACAAAGGCAGCAUUUGAUGAAAUAGCCAAUGAAAUUCGCAAUAAUGCUGAAGAUCUUGAAAGAGAUAUCUACGAUAUGGGACUCCUAGCUGAAAAACUCAAUGAAACACUUGCAGAAUCAGAUGAAAAGCUCUACAAUUUGCAGGAACAUUUGUUGCCAAAGGCAAAGAUACAUGCAGAGGAAUUAAUGAAGAAAGCACAGAGGGGGAAGAAUUUAUUCCAAAAUGCAAAGAAGGGUGCAGAGAAAGCCCUCAAAGCUGGUACAGUGUACAAAAAUAUCACUGAACUUGUGGAACAUGCUAAGACAGCUGCUAAGGAAACCAAGGAAGCCGCCCUUAAGGCUCAAGCGGAACUAUCUCCGGCGGGAAAUGUUUCUUUAGUGGACAGAGCUACGCAAUCAUUGGAAGAUUCUCAGGAUAUUAUUGAACAAGCGAUUAAGGAAAAGAAGAAAAUUGAAGGUUUGCGAGAAUCUCUGGAAGUUUUCCAGGAUGUCGUUAAGAAUACAAAACACACCAUCUUUAAAACUGGAAUUGAUAACAACAAAGUUAUGGAUAAGCUCACAAACUUAUCCAAUGUGGACACAAUGAACAGCAUCCGUGGUAAUAAGGAACUAGCUGAGAAAAUAUCCAUGCAAAUGCAAAAUGUUCACAGAGAUGCUGAGAAUAUGAAGAGUGGUGUUUACUUGUUAAAGGCUAAACUGCAAACACUGCAGCCAGAUUGGGAGACAGAUCUGGGAUUCGCGCAGGAGAAUGUCUCAGUUAGUAUGAGUAAUAUACGGACAGCUGAUGACAUGCUUCUGGGUAUGGAGCAAAUAGCUGAGAAUAGCAAAGUUUCCAUUCAACAGUGGAAUGAAUCGUUGGCGAUGCAGCUGAAGGCACUUAAGGAUAAAAUUGCACGAGCCAAGCACACAGCUGAGAGUAUUCGUGUGUCGAUUGAGUCUGAGAAUGGGGAUUGCAAGAGAUCCUACAUGCCACAGACAUUCGGAUUGACGACUUCAAAUACAAUCAAGAUGUCCAUUGCCCUGAGUAGGAACAUCAAUGAUUCCAGCCUAAUAUUCAUUCAAGGGGAACAUCAACGUUUCAUUGCGGUGGAAAUGGUUAAGAGACGCAUAAGAUUGGUGUGGAAUCUAGGAGGGAAGACAACAGUUGUCACUCACCCCAUUGAGAUCAUUCAGAAAGAUCCUAAACUCGAUGAAGCUUGGUACAGCAUUGAGGCUAAUCGAACAAUGAACAUCGGGAGCAUUGCUGUGCGACAGAUGACAAAUAAUGGAGUCUUCUCAAACGCAACCAUCGAAUCUGGGGAUAGUGGUAUUGAGUACACAAGAUUCAGCAUGGCGCCAUCCAAUAGAAUUUGGAUAGGAGGCGUUCCACGGGAUAUUCGACCGCCUCAGCUGACAAACCGUGAAGGUCUUGGUGUUGUCGUCCAUCAGCUCUACAUCGAUGAUAAGCAAUAUGGGUUGUGGCACUUUAUGCACACCGAAGGGGAAUGCAAUGGAGCUAUGUUGGGACCGCAGCAAUCAACUUCAACGAUAAAUGCGAGAUAUUUCAACGGGGAAGGAUAUUCAGUUGUAAGGAAGACCAGAGCUAGGCCCUACAGGAAGACACUCUUCUCCGUACAAAUGCAAUUUAAGACGAGAGAUGAAAAUGCUCUUCUCUUCCUUACUGUGGAUGAAAAGAAUAAUCGCUCAAUAUCCCUCACAUUGCACGGUGGACGUAUUGUCUUCCGAAUUGACUAUGGUGGGGAAAUAAAAUUAGAAAUAAACACAACGAAGAAAUUCAAUACGGGCGAAUGGGUUAAUGUUGCUGCUGCUAGAGAAUUCAGCAAGGGCAGCACAGAGAAUGGGAGCCUUAUUGUGGACAAGGAGAAUCACACGGGAUCCCCAACAGCACCAAUAGGGAUUGAUUCUCUGCCAAUUUUAUCCAAUACGAGUUACUACAUUGGCGGCGUUCCGCCUGGUUUCAAAUCGGGAACAUCGAAAGCUCCAGGGGCUGAUCAUGCAUUUUUGGGAUGCAUCAAGGAUAUACAGAUAAAUCAGGAAACUUACGAUCCUCUCGACAGUUCCAACUACUUUGGCGUUGAACCAUCGUGCAAGGAAACCAUUUCCAGAGCUGGAUUCCAUGGAAAGGGAUUUGUAGAGCUACCAUCACAUUCACUGAAUCGUGUGGCAAACUUGGCAUUUGUCUUCAGGACUCUCCAACCUGAUUGCCUUCUCUUACUAGCUGGCUAUCCUCAGAGGAUUCUUGGGGAUUACGAUGAGAAGGACACAAAAGGAAACUAUUCAAUUUGGUUGCAAGAUGGUCAUGUGAAUUUGUGGAUAAAUGCCGGCAGUGGUGGGAUCCAUCUCAUUUCGGAAAUGGGAGUAAAUGAUGGGGAAUACCAUGUGGUUAGUGUGACGAAGACAAAGAGGAAGCUGCAGCUGAGAAUAGAUGACCAACUUCAAGCGUCAAAGCAUCUACCAAAUGCAUCGAGUAUUGUCAUCCUUCCAGGAAGUGAAGGUGGAAUGUUUUUGGGUGGUAUUCCACCCACUUCCGAAUACGAUGACCUCCCGCCGGAGGAGAAAAUUUCCCUGCACGGUGCCAUACAAGAUAUUGUUUUCAACAAUCACACGAUCUACCUGGGAAAUCCAAUAAACUUCGUCGGUGUACAAUUGGGGAGAGUUGGUCCGCAAAUGGGGUCAAAUGGAUACCUCCACGAGGUUCUCAUGAAGACAGAACCAAUUGGGAAGAGCUUCACAAAACCACCUGAAGGAUGUCACAGAGUGGGAAGCUAUUCAUAUGAAGCAAAUGCCUUUAAAUUUGGCGAUGGACCCUGGAGCCAUUCAAUCAUUAACAUCCCUGGACGGCAUUUGUGGCAGAAGAAUUUCAACAUUCAGUUCGAUUUCCGAACUUUCUAUCCCAACGGGGUGCUCUUCGUAGCUCCGGGAUCGAAGGAAAAACAAAAACACUUCAUCGUGCUAAUGCUGAAGGAUGGUCACGUUGUUCUGGCAAUUCGUGGACGUCGACGCGAAGAGCGGAUAUUGCCACUGAAACUCAAUGAUGGCCAUUGGCAUCAUGUAGCGUUCAGUAGUGUCGAUAGGAAGGCAACGCUGAGCGUGGAGGCGGGAGGAAGUCAUCACAAUAGUUCAGCUCAACUUAAGCUCCCAAAGAGGAUUAGUGUGGCGAAUAUGAUGUCUGUGGGUGGGAUUGCAGACAACACCUUUUCUCUACCAACUGAAAUGAUUGCUAAAUUGGAAGACUUCAAAGGUUGCAUCAGACGCUUCAGCGUUAACAAUGUAACACAAGAUCUCGCACGCCCAGGAAAGCAUCUCAAUGUUGGCCAAUGCUUCCCACGUAUUGAAAAAGGAUCAUAUUUUCCAGGAGACGCUUACGCUACUUACAAGCGCACUUUUUACGUGGGAAAGUAUCUGGAAAUGGAGUUGGAAUUCCGAACGUCUGAACUGAAUGGUAUUUUGCUGAGUGUGUCGGAGCUCGAUGGCUAUCCAGCGCUUUCGUUGGAAGUUUUCAUGGGACAAGUGAUUUUGUCGUGUGAUUUUGGGGAUGGCAACCCCUUUAGGGUGGAAACGAAUUUACCGUCUAAAUUUGCUUUGUGCGACAAUCACUGGCACACCGUAUCAGCAUUUUAUGAUUCAGAACAAUUAGCUUUGCGCAUUGACAAUCAACCCAGUGUACUCACCCUUGCAUCCCAUCGUCCAUCUAAUUUGUCCCGAAUGAUUCAUACAAAGUCACCCCUCUAUAUUGGUGGACUUCCGGAGAAUGCAUCAAGUGGCACCCUGUUGAGUCGUGAGAACUUCAAGGGGUGCAUUCGAAAUGUGAUGAUUCGGAAUGAAAUUAAAGAUUGGACGGAUAUGGAUGGUUUAACCAAUGUCCUCCUGAGCGAAUGUCUGACCACAGGGCAAUAGAGGAGAGGCAAAUUCCUUCCCAAAACAAACGAGACUGCCUUUGAGAAGCUUCUUUUCACACAAAACUAUUAGUCAUGGAGGAUAGUUUAGCAUCACAGAAAGUAUCCCACCAUUAAAAUAACAACUAAAAUUUUGAAAAGAAAAAGAAACUAUUUCUGCAAAGAAGAAGCUAUAAUAAGUUCUUUACGUUUUUUCAUACACAAUAAAAAAAACGGAAAAAUGAACAAAGUCGGAAAAUGUGUUCAAAAAAAUGGAAAAGAAAUGUUUAUCUUUUUUUAUAUUAUGUAGUAUUUUCUUUAAAUAACUAUUGUCAAAUUAACAUGCAAAAUAACUGCCAUAAAACAUUUUUUUCUUGUAUUCUGCCAAGACUAAAGAGUCACAAUAACAAAAAAAAAUAUUUAAUUUAUUAGAUUUAAUAACUAUUUAUGUCACAUAAAUGGAAUAGAGUCCAAAAAGAAAAAUUUGAAUGUGGGGAAAAUCGGCAUAUUUUUUUUCUUUAGAUUGCCUUCAUAUUCAUGACAAUAUAUAAUUUAUUUGUGCCAAGUUUUUUUUUAAUUAUUCAGUGUAGGUAGUGAAGAAAUUUUUUCGUAAUGAAUGACUAAUUAACGCAAAAAAUAUUUGAAAUGAUAAAUUAUUUUCCAAUGCAUUUUUUUUCGAAAAAGAAGCAAAUAAAUUAAUUUAUAUAAAUAAA